Molecule: messenger RNA, 1168 nt
Organism: Mangifera indica (mango)
Lineage: Eukaryota; Viridiplantae; Streptophyta; Magnoliopsida; Sapindales; Anacardiaceae
Exons: 1
Coding region: 190-759 (189 amino acids)
Source: RefSeq, a predicted model, not a curated record
GUCUCCUUUGUUUAGCUCAUUAGGAAGCCCUAAUUCUUCUCUUCAAAUUCUUUUCUUUCUUCAAACUCUUUUCAUUUGCCCUUGCCUCUCUUCUUCCUUUAAUUUCAAAAUCGGAAUCUAAAUCGAUUACUUCCAGACUGAUUUUGAUUUUUAGGUUAUAAAUUAUUGUUUUUAGUAGUUAUAUUGAAGAUGAGUGUGGCAGUUCUGAAUCCGGAAGAUGUUCUGAAAGAGAAUCGAAUCUCAAGGCGGCCGUUGAUUUCUUCUCCUUCUCCCAAGAUGAAAUACCCAAAACAGCCUUACCCUAGUUUGAACCGGUCGAACCGGAUGCAAUCUACCCGAAGUAAGCGGAGUCCGCCACCGAAUCAAAACGCGUCGCCUCCCUCACGAGGCGUGGUGGCGGCACCUAAACUCCCCGCCAAAAACAAUCUCGUGAUGGGGCAAGUCAAGAUCCUGAAACGUGGAGAGGAACUCGCGAAAACGACGACAGAGCCUGUGAAAAACAUCGCCGAGAAGCGUGAAGAUCCAGAUCUGGGAUCUACGGAGAGGUUGGGACCUGAUCCCGAGUCGGUCUCAAUUCAAAUACGACUGACGGAGUUGAAGGACCGAGUUGCUCCUUUUUACGCCGGGUCAGCCUUUAUUACUUCCCCACCUCCUAGUUCGCUUCCUUUGCCUGCUUUUUUCACGAAGAAGACAGUGACAGUCAGUCACGGCGACGCAACGACUGACUUAAGAAGGAUUUUGAAGCUUGAUGCAUUGUGAAGUAAAUUUCAGAAUGGGAUUUAAUUGGGUUUUCUGAUUAUCGAUCUGGUCUCUUAUUUUUUCAAGGGGACGAAGACCGAAUUGGCUAACUCAACUUAUAAAUUUGUGGCGGUAGUGGUAAUUUAAGUAGGUUAUUUCUUAAAGGUUUGUGAUAAACAGUAGUGGGUCGAUCAAGAGCUCAAUGUAUAGUUUAUAUUAUAGCUUUAGUUUCAAGGGAUUAUGAUAGAUUUGGGGUUGUUGGGUUGUUUUCUUUUCUUGUGGGUCGAGUUAAAAUAUGUUGAUGAUUAUGAAGAAGUUAGAGAUAUUAUGUGUCUGUGCUUCUGUAAUGUGUUGUAGGUACCGUAUGGUUAAUCUGUAUUCCAUUGUGUAGUUGCUUUCAUUUGUGAAAUGACGAAGUUUAGUUAUAUUA